UUAUUUACAGAAGCUGCAAAGCGUCGAAGAAACAAUGUUCUGUUUGAAGCUAAUAAAAUUUUGAUAAUCGUCGAACUGAUUGCAUUGUUAGAUGGUCGAAAGUAACGUAAUAAGCUUUUGGAUGUUUUCUGAACUCUAAACGGGGGAUGUGGCAUUUAAGGCUCUUUGUGUGCAUUUGCAGUUGCAGCUCGAGUCGAGAGAGCUGAACCAUCAAGUCUCGCAAUCCUUAUCAGCUGGAUACACAUCCGAAUAAGAAAGGCAUAAAGACAUGGAUAAAACAAGACAAAAGUCACUCAGCCCAGCAGAACAUGACCUUAAACAUAAUGAAGGAAGAUUAUUUUAUCUGGAUGGGAAAAGCCCAAGGUCCAACAAUUCAUCAUCAACUGAAGAAGGUGGGGCUGGCAGCUCAAGUAGUUUUGACAACAGUUCAACAGGGAGUACAUGUAGUAGUGACAUUCAAGGGCAGCCUUCCAGGAAGAUAUUCACAAGGACCAAUCACAGUGAAAUUGAGAAGAGACGAAGACGGAAGAUAAAUAAGUUCAUCGAUGAACUGGCAGAACUUGUUCCUAUUUGCAAUACUUCAAACCGUAAACCUGACAAAAUAACUGUUUUGAAAAUGGCAGUUCAGUAUGUUCGUGUUUUAGGCCACCGCGACGAACAGAGAAGUGUUCUUAGCCAACGGUUUAAGCCCUCCUACUUGAGUGAAGAAGAAAUGGGCUCACUAUUAGAAGAUGCCGCAGAUGGCUUUCUGUUUGUUGUCAGCACUGACCGUUUUCAGAUACUUCAUGUAUCACCUACUGUUCAAAAAAUCUUACCACUUAGUCCGUUUGAUUUGGUUGGCAAGCGCUUUUCUGACGUCCUCCAUCCAAAUGAUGUUGCAGUUCUUCACGAGCAGCUUACCCCCAUGCAGGCUAGCAAGUCGUCUCUGUCUCCUCGGUACAUAUACAGUCCAGCUGACUCAACACCAAGCUCAAGCAGGACCUUCGUAACAAGUUAUCGGAGAGCGUUUUUCUGUCGCAUCAAGAAUCACUUCCUUGACGACCAUGACAUGAUUGAUGACGACAUUGCUGCAGGAAACGUUGGAAAAUCUUAUCAACCUGGCUCGGAUGACAUUAGAGACUACUCUUUGCUUUAUUUUGUUGGUUUUAUAAAAUCUUGGCAGCCGGCUGAUACGCCACUGUUUUCAAUGGACAGUGAAAUCGACUUAUCAACUUCAUCAUGUUUCUUUGGAAUCGGCACCAAAGUGGAAGUUUUAGCUGAACAAUCAAACUCGAAGUCGCUCAAUAUAGACAAUGACCCUAUACAGUUCACAUAUCGCUGCGCAGCCGAUGGACGUUUUUUGCACGUCGAUCCGAAAAUGGUUCACGUAUUUGGGCACGUGCCCCAGGAGCUCAUGAAACAGAGGUUUUACAGCUACAUAGCUGUAGAGGACAGAGAGACUAUAAAGGCCUUCAUGGAGGAUCUUAUUCGUAGGAAAACGUCAGAAAUGGCUGUAACUGAUGUGUAUCAUAUAGUGGCGCGAAAUGGCAGCCUCGUUCCGGUUAUUAGCGCAAUGCUUUGCUUCUACAACCCUGUGACAAAGAACCUCGAGUACAUUGUGGUGCAAUCAUGUGUCGAUUUACAAAUUGACCGAUCCCCUGCGCUGGAGCAAAGCUUUGAGGUAUACAGUUCCCGUGAAAUCCCAGUCUCAAAACCAUAGCGAGGCCAUUCAGUUUCCGCGAGAAUCAGUAUUCGACACCAAUGUGAUGAUUCCCGCAUCUUUGCUGAUUUUAAUUUGAGGUGAUUGAAACAAAGAGCCAUACAUGGCAUGUGGCUGUGUUGGACUUAUCGUUAAACGAAAAAAAACUGUUUAAAAAAGAAGUUUGUCAAUCUGAUUGCUUUGCCUACUACAUCGUAAAAGAGCUUGAAGCUAAGGCACACGAAUUUCAUAAAGGAAGUAAUUCCAUAAGAUGGCACUCUAGAAAAACUAUUUCUCGCAAUUCGUCGUGGAAAGAAGUAUAACUGACUGAAUCUUGCCAUAAUUCAGGGAAGAUACAGCUGAAAGUUCAGCACAUCGAAGAACCAUUUUUUGAUCAUCUCAUUUGAAAUUUUUUCUUUAUUUUUUUAGUCGAGGUGCAGUAUUUUGUGAGCAAAUAUUAUAGUCACAGAUUAUUAUUUGUAUAUAGUUAUUUAGAGUACCUCAAAAUAAAAACGAAAUUGUGUAAAGUUUCCGAAAUUAACCUCUAGCUCCUGAGUUAAAGAGAACUAAUUACGUUAAGAUGCUGAAUUGUAUAUUUAUCUGUGGAUCAUCCAUUUUCUUGCCAAAAAUUUUUUGUUUCGGCUGCAACUCCUUGUUACUUUGAAUAUUGUCGCUAAAAGGCUCCAAUAUGAACUGAUUUUAAUAACAUUUUAUAUAUAAGUUAUUAAAGAUUUGUUCUUGCAUAAUGUUAUACGGUCAAUCGCAACAUAACCCCAAAUCUUCUCCUCCUUUAAACGAAAUGGGUGUUUUUUAUUCUGGCGGACGCGAAAACAGGGGCGUCACACCCCUCCCCUCCCCUCCCCCCCAAAUUUUGUUCGUCAGCACAUGAAGGAUUUCUGCAGGGCAAAAGAUGGAAUUUUUGUACUCACUCUGUAACCUUUUGCAACAAUUGUGACAUAUUAACAUUUCUGUGUAGUUGAACUUUUAAAUGAAUGGCGCUAGAGUAUAAACUUUGAAACAGAAACACAUAAAAGUAGCCUGUCAGAGUAUCUAUUAUUUGACCACACCCUUAAAGAGUGAGACACGCCCUUUCUGUCGGCAAAAAUCAGUCCUUCACUUCUUCAAACAAUUUUACUAACUCCGCCCCUGCGCGAAAACAUAACACAUAAAGCUAAUACCAUAGAGAUAUGGCUAAAACCCUUUCUUCCGACACUCCUCAAAGUAUAAAACGUGAGAUAAAACUUUGAAAUGACAAAAUUCUGUAGAAUCUUUUGCUAGUGGCUAGCUUUGCCUUGUAGUAAUAAAACCCUGCUUAACUUAUUUCUGUCGUUUCUAGCCCUGUUUCUGCCAGGCAGGUCUUUAAGUCUCGUUUUCCUGAAUGUAUAUAAAUACAAAGCAUGACAUGUUUGGGUGAGUUUAAAGCAGACCUCUCUCUCGAUAAUCGUCCAGAAGAGGCAGAACGUCGAAACAAAUUUAGGCCUCCUCCCGUUGAUUUUAUAGACCCCGGUUAGUUUAACAAAUAAAGCAGAAAUGAGGAUCUUUUUGCUUGACAAAUUUAAGAUAGAAAUUAUUUUAAUUACUGUUUGAGUGUCGAGAUACCUCUAGAAUACCUUGGCGUAGUGGUAAUUUCUUUUUUCAACGACAAGCGAGCUGCUGGAAACUGCAGAUACGAUUAUCCAUUGCAUUUAUGUGUACAGUAAAGUGACGAAGAGUUUUGUGUACAAUGUUUGUAUGUAUGUUCUAAAGUGCGUAAAUUGUUAAUUUCUCUCAUUUCAAGAAUAUCUAUCAAUUUUGCUAAA
Molecule: messenger RNA, 3477 nt
Organism: Rhopilema esculentum
Lineage: Eukaryota; Metazoa; Cnidaria; Scyphozoa; Rhizostomeae; Rhizostomatidae
Product: protein cycle
Biological process (GO): regulation of DNA-templated transcription
Cellular component (GO): transcription regulator complex; nucleus; cytoplasm
Molecular function (GO): protein dimerization activity; DNA-binding transcription factor activity
Source: RefSeq, a predicted model, not a curated record